CCGUGAUCUUCGCUCAAGAACUUUUGAACGAUCGGUGCAACGAUUCGAAAAAAUACCAGGCAAGAUGAUAAUUCCAAUCCGUUGCUUCUCAUGCGGAAAGGUCAUCGGCGAUCUAUGGGAUCGUUACCUUAAGUUGAUUGAGCAGGAUGACAUGAAGGACAGUGAGGCUAUGGACGCUCUCGGUUUGAACAGAUACUGCUGCCGCCGCAUGGUCAUGACCCACGUCGACCUCAUCGAGAAGCUUUUGCGAUACAAUCCGGCCGACAAGGAGGCACAGCGACAGCUAGAUGCUAGGAUACAAGCACAGCGGGCGGCUGAGAGAGAUGGACACUAAGAUGACGCGUAUUGCACACUUUUUGAGAAUUAGAGUCAGUAUCAGGGGCUAGGAAGCCCACGAAGUUCCAAGCCACGACGCUAUGAAUGCGCGUCUCGCGUACGGACAAGCGCGUGUAACGAAACGAAGAAACCAUAUUGAGGACAAAGAAGUUUUGUAAGAAUGACUUCGGCUCUUGUUGUCAUCGUGACAGCUCGCGGCCAGGCAAUGGAAUACCAGUUGGAAUGAGAAAGCAGAGAGAACAACGCAUGAAUGUACAUCAUACUAGGAGAUGAGUCACAAACAACUCUGCAUCAGGCCAGGGCAUGAUAUGGCAGCUCUUUCCAAUGCCUCUGAUCUCCUCCAUCUUGUAUAUUGUUGCAAAAUGGCUCUCUUGCCUCUUCGGAAAUUGCUCGGCUAUCCACUCGUCUCCGCACGUCGUUUCUUGGCCGGUCUCC
Verruconis gallopava is the source of this 771-nucleotide messenger RNA. RefSeq names its product DNA-directed RNA polymerase I, II, and III subunit RPABC5. Gene Ontology annotation, biological process: tRNA transcription by RNA polymerase III; transcription by RNA polymerase II; transcription by RNA polymerase I. The record is from RefSeq and is a predicted model, not a curated record. NCBI's taxonomy places the organism in Eukaryota, Fungi, Ascomycota, Dothideomycetes, Venturiales, Sympoventuriaceae. The transcript has 3 exons. Bases 65 to 334 code for a protein of 89 amino acids. Gene Ontology annotation, molecular function: DNA-directed RNA polymerase activity; zinc ion binding; DNA binding. Gene Ontology annotation, cellular component: RNA polymerase II, core complex; RNA polymerase III complex; RNA polymerase I complex.